AUGGAUUUGCCAGAUGAAAUUCUCUUGAUUAUUUUUAAGGAAUUAAGUACAAUUGAUGUUUAUAAUUUAGUUGAUAUAAAUGAACGAUUAAAUAAUAUUUUAUAUGAUCAUGAAAUAAUAAGUCAUUUAACAUUAUUCAGAUAUUCAUCAAAUAAUCAUAUUUAUCCAUUUGAUGAUAAGUUAAUUAAUUUAUUUUGUUUAAAAAUUUUACCUGAAAUUUAUCAUAAAAUUAAAUGGUUGAACCUUGAAGUAUUAGCUAUGGAACGUAUUCUUGAAAGAAAUUAUCCUAAUUUAUGUGGAAUUGGAUUAUAUAAUAUGGAUUUAAAUACAGCUUUACAUUUAUUUUGUGGUAAAUAUUCUUUGUUUCAUAUGUUUAAAAAACAAAUUUUAUCAAUUAUUAUUAAAAUUGAUGAUAAAGAGACACCAUUAACGGAAAGUGUUUUAACAAAAAUAUUUUCACAUAUAUUAUUAAUGUUUACUAAUUUAUCAUAUUUGAAAUUUGAAACAUGUUCAGUUUAUUCUGCAAGAAUAUCGUUCAAUGGUGUAGCCCAACAAACUAUUUUUUCUUCAAAUUUGUUGAAACUGAUUAUAAAUGUGAACACUUUUAAUGAUUGUCUAUAUUUACUUGAUGGACGUUUUCAAAAUCUUAACAAAUUAUUACAAAUGUAUGAUAAUGAAUUAGUUAUUCCACUUUUACAUCGAAUGCUACAUUUAGAAAAACUUCGAUUACAUCUUACAGUGAUAAAUAAAGAAACAUUCAUUGAUGGUAAUAAUUUAAAGAUUAACAUUAUCAAUUAUUUAUUAAACUUAAAAAAGUUUAUUUUUAAUUUACAUUCAUUUAUUCCUGUUGAAAAUGAAUAUGACUUACCAUCAAAUGAAAACAUUCAACAAACAUUAAAAGAUAUUUUAAAUAAUUCUGCAUUUUGUUGCAUUGAUUAUUAUCCUCAUACUCGUAUGGGUCACUGUCAUAUAUAUUCACAUUUACGUUCAAAUGAUAUUAAAUGUUAUUAUUAUAUAACAAAUAAUUUUACAGGUGGAAUAUUUGAAUAUGUUAAAAAAAUCUCUUUAUUUGAUGAAUAUGCAUUUGAACAUGAAUUUUUCAUUAGAAUAUCUCGAUCAUUUCCAUUAGUUGAAAAAUUAUCCUUAUCAAAUACAAUACCACAAAAACAAAAACAAGAAGAAAUAAAUUUAUCAAUUGCUGAAUUUGGUCAUUUAAAUCAAUUAAACUUAGAUGAUGUUGUAGAUGAUUAUAUAGAACAAUUUUUAAUGGAUAAAAAAACUUAUUUAUCAAAUAAUGUGUUAUUGACAGUAGAAUACCCUCAAUUAGCAAGGGUUACUUACAAUUUUAAAAGGAAAUCUACCAAAACGAACUGCACAAAAUGCGGCUACCAAUAUAAUGAUUAA
Messenger RNA from Rotaria sp. Silwood2, 1404 nucleotides. NCBI's taxonomy places the organism in Eukaryota, Metazoa, Rotifera, Eurotatoria, Philodinida, Philodinidae. The record is from the annotation of a GenBank genome assembly.